Molecule: messenger RNA, 10660 nt
Organism: Xyrichtys novacula (pearly razorfish)
Lineage: Eukaryota; Metazoa; Chordata; Actinopteri; Labriformes; Labridae
Source: the annotation of a GenBank genome assembly
GGGGAGGUAACAGCUGCCUGCCAGACUGUGCUCAGGGGGAACUUUUGGACCUUAGUUAGCCUUGCGCGACCGCGUUUUUUCCACCGGUUAAGGUGAAGCAACGUGCCCGAUCAACAAUGGCAUCAGAAGAGCCCAAAGCAAAGAAACAAAAACUGUCAGAGGAGGAGAAGAAACAGGAGUCUCCGACCAAACAGACUCCUGUCAAACUAAGGUGACCGAGAGAGAAGCUAGCAAAAAAAAAAAGGCAUCUGUGGUGCAGGAGGAGACACGACUCUCCUCCUCUGAGAUGCUUGAAUGUUUAUGUUUUUUACCUGUGCAAUUUAAAGAUGCACAUUUGAGAUGAAAUUAUUGGAAAAGCGUGUAAUAAUGUGGUUUCUCUAAUGUGGAAAUCUUGUUGAGGUCAUUUGACUCGUGCAUGAACCCACCACCAUGGAGGUCGCUGUUUUAACGCCGGUGUAAAGUCCUUCGACGCUUAUCUUUAAACCUACAGCUUGUGACUUAUCUUUAGGUUAUCGAUUUGCCAGUAGUAGUAUUAGUUGUGUCAGAGAUGUGUGAGCAGCUCUGCUCUUGUUCAACACCGUCCAUAAACUACAGCGUGUGUGUAAACACUGAAUGUACUGGUGCGUUCAGGGACUCUUGGAAAGCUCGGAGUUCACAAUUUGAGAAUUUGUCCCGGGACCUCUUUGUGUGUUAGUGAUGGGCAGUUCUUUUCGAUGUGCUGAAUCGCUAGAAUCAGUUCACUAAAAAGAUUUGUUCAAAGAUAUGUCACCAAAUCAUUCAGUGCUUGGUGAGAGGAGCCUGUGACUCCGACCUUCUGAACCGAUACACAGCUGAACGGUUCAGGAUACAGUUCAGAUCAUAUUUUCUGAGACCGGGAGACACAAGUGUUUGGCUGUGUUGCUUUGGCAAACAGGUUUGUAAAAAUGAACUUGUUUAUACAUCCUGAUGUUUUAAGUGUACUCUCCUAUGGUAUGCUAUUUAUCAGGUCUGCCCGGUAAAUCGGGCUCAGUGAGUGAUUGGUUCACGGAAUGUUUAGAAGAAUUCACACUGAACACCGUUCCCUCGCAAACUGCUGCACAGAUAAGAUGCUGCGGGUUUUAUGCACUACUUGUUACAUGCUGUGCCCUAUUGUACGCAAGUUGUGGUGGCGGCAAUUUAGCAAAAAAAAAAAAAAAGUUAAGGUCCUUACACACCGGGAACGAUGCAUAUACAUGACACGAAAUUACGAAAUAUUCAGAGGCAAAUUUUGACGCGCCUGACUGUACACAUCAAGCGCGAUGCGAUUUUGCGACUUUCCGAGAGGAAAAAAAGACACGUCCCAGGUGGAAGUGAGAGGACUGACCCAACAGCAGACUGACUGUUUUUCAGUUCUGAUUAGACACUAGUGUUGAGAUGUCUGUCUGUCAUGAUAGCAUGUACUGAGUCGGGGUCAGUACCAGAUAAGCACAUUAAACUAUAAUCUAUUUACGCAAGGUAACAAGCAAGACCUAAUGGUGCUGUGACAGCAACGUGAUUGAGUUUGAGACAGUGAAAAUACAUAUGGUAUAUUGUAUCUGAACAGGUUAGCUUACGAGCUAAAGUUACUUAGCACAGAUGAAAGUUAAAACAAAGACGUUUAGCAAACUGUUAAAGCACACAAACCAUCGUCAUAUGAGAAAUCUGACGCUAUGACUCUCCACAAGUUGUCCUUCAGGUCGUUAUCUUUGUAAUAUUUAUAUUUUUUAUCAAAAAGCACUCUGUUCUCCGACACAUAGACAAUCAGCCAGUCAGCCAUGUUGGAUAUACUGGUGAAUCAGACGUAGCAACAACGCGAAAUCUAACUGGUAUGAAGUGGACACACAGUAUGCGAAACUUUAGAAACUUCGACUGUGAUACGAAAAAAUAAAUGCGGCAAUAUCGCAGGACAGUAAAGCGUUGCUGAUGUGAAUGCUUGUAUUGACAGGAUACGGGUUCAAAAAAAUAUCGAAGUCUGAAAUAAUCGCACAAAAAAAAAAAAUAGCUCCCGGCGUGAAAGGACCUUUAGUUUUGUCUGACAAAAAUGAUUCCAGAGAGUGUAGUUCAAUGCCUGAUUUUUACCAAGUGAUUCAGGCAUCGAUGCAUGCGCUCCGUCAUUCGCCACCUGCUCGCCCAGCAAUGCUGUGUGCUAUACUGGCUGUGCUGCUGACAGCUCAACUGAAGUGAGAAACGAAGAUUCGGUUCAGUUCGUUUACUUAAAAGAUUCGGUUCUUAUGAACGAAUCGUUCGCGAACGACACAACACGAGUGCGCGUACUUCGCGUUUGAUUAAAACUAAGUGGUAUAAAGCGGGCAGAAACUAACAUUAAAAAUACUUUGGAGGAAUGAGACACCACUUUAAUUUAACUGUCAACGAACGUGAAAUAUACCCUGACCACGCUUAACACCCACGUGUCUGUUUUAGUCAAAAAAACUAAUUUUUCUAAGAGAUCAUCAUGCUCACCAGUUUCUGCCCCUGAACGUGUCGUAAGAAAUACUGAUCGGUACACUCCGUUCAUUCAGUGCCUGCACAGAGAAGGCUUGUUUAGUCUUGCCUCACCGCAUCUUGAAAUAAUAAAGUAGUCACGUGGUUUGAAGGAUGAUGUUUACACUUUUUUUCUGCUGCAUAACUCGCUCUCCGGUUCUCUAUAACUUCUCUUAUAAAUGCAUCUGUCACAUGAGGGGUUCCCUGCUGCAGCUUCCACCAUCUGCACGCUUCUCACGCUGUAAUUUCGCCCCCUAAAGAGUGAGAGUAUUGAGGCUGGAGCUUUCCAGAGAAAACCAAUCAACAGACAGAGACAGACCUUGGCCCUUCCUCCGUCUGAUGCCUCCAAUCACUUGGCCCGAGUAGGAGGAGCUGUGGUUGCAGGGGAAAAUCGAUCUGCCCGCACACUGGGCUGAAAAAUGUGAAGUUUUGAAUGCUUAGUUCUUUCUGAGCCGGUUUAAGGUUACUCAACAGGUCUUGUCACUGUCUAGCUGGUGCCAUCAAAGAGGGACACUAUGUCUUCUGCAAGGUAAGAGACAUUUGGCACGCAGAGAUAAGCAGGCAUGGGCUCUGCUGGAGCGUAAUUGGCUGCACAAGCCCAGUAAUCUGUCUGCAUAUUGGCAGAUGUAUUCACUGUAGGGAGUGCUGGUACGGGUGUGGCAUCUUCUUGGUGAUUUGAGGACAAAAGACUGAUCUGUGUUGCAGAGAUAGCUGUCAAGCUGGUUUACUAUUUCUAUUUUCUUUGCUUUUUAAUAAAGACGUUUUGCUGCAUCAGAUCAGCAAGAGUGAAAAUGAUCAUUGAGGACAAAUAUGCUUAUGUUUAUGGUGUGAGGUGACAUCUGUCAAAGGAGACAGAUUAUUGGUGACACUGAAGACUAGCAGAGAGAAAAGGAGGUGACACGUAAACACAUCUUAGCACACGUGUUAUUUACACACUGUUUCAGUCUAUUGCAGUAUUUUCUCAGAGCAAACACUGCAGACUGACUCUCUUGAGGUAAUUGGUAACUGAUGUGUUGGAAAUGUCUCACCACCAAUGUUAUGCAUUGACACAAAGCCCAGUGCCGUCCUUUUGUCUCUGUCUCAUAUUGUCCUGUUCUUGUCUGUUCGCCUCAGGGAAGAUCAGACUGCACUCAAAGAGACACACAAACAGCAUGCUGCCCGCCCUGAUGUUGUCUGCUGUUAAUGUCAUAACACGACUACAUGCAUGACUGGCUGAGCCCUCAGCACAGAGGAACCAUACUCAUGUUCUUCAGUUGUGUUUGUUGAGUCAUGUGCAUUAUGUUUAUUUCUUUAAGACUUGGGCUAAUUCUGUUGUAAGAGUUUAAGCUUAUAAGUCAUGUGAUUGAGGUCACAUGUGGGUUUUUCUAAUUAGUGAGUACCCGCUGGAGGGAGUACACAUGCAGUCCGUUAAACGGGCCUUCUCACACAAACUGAGUCAAGUACUAUUUCAAGACAGGACUCUAAAAAUGCUCCGGUUUUGCUUCCCUGUCGGCUGCCUUUUUGAGUUUGAUUCCCAUCAUAACUCUUCCUUCUCUGUUUCAGUCCGAAUUCACUCUUCGGGAUGGGAAACCCCUUGUUGGACAUCUGUGCUGUGGUGGACAAAGACCUCUUGGACAAGUAAGUUUGAUGACAGAUGAACUGUUCAGAUCCUGUAGUUUUAGUCCUUACCGCUGAAUGCUUCAAAUGUGUUUUUCCUCUUUUGCACAGUCAGGGCGACAUUAAGAAAAUGCGACAUGUACUCUGUUUUCAAACGAGGUGGAGCAUAAGUCCCUUUUUAAAGUUCUGUAGUCAAUAUUAAAGUGAUAGACUAAAGGUUUAAAAGACUUUCCGAGGGAUGAUUGAUCGGUGCGGAUAGGAGAUAAUGAUAAUGAAAGAGCACAGCACGGAGAACAGCAGCUCUUUGUCCAGCAGAUUUAUUGCUUCAAUAUCCUCUAAAUUAAGACAGUGUAUCAUUGCAUCACAGCCGGGAAUAGACUUCUAGAUAAUUGAAAUAAACAAUAAGUGUCUCUGCACAUCUGUCAUCAUGCCCACCUAAUUAAUGAUCCUUCAUUAGCGUAGUCUCAUCCCAUUUACCACAAAAAUCCCCAUAUCUCAGUAAUGUACCCUUCAGCUGAUGAGGUCUUUUCUGCUGCAUGAAUAAGAAGAGGGGAUAUCUCCUUCAGCUGUUAUGGAUUAUUAAAUUUAAUUUGCAUGCAUUGAAAUAUUAGGAGCCAUUAGUGGAAACCCUCUAAGGCAGAGUAAAUGAUUUCUGGCCUGUCCAUGUUCUGUCACACUGAGCUGACCGGGGCAAAGGGCUCCAGCUCAGAGUCCACUCUAUCUCAAGCCCCUUGCGUAAACUCCUGGAUUAGACCAAAACCAGCCGGUUCGAAUUCAGCCCCUCAUUAAAUGCAGCAGGACUAAAACUGCACCUUAAUCCUUGACUUAUCUUUAUCUUCUGGGGCAGCAAGACUCUGUGCAGCGUUAUUGACCAACACAUUGAUUUUGACUUAAAGUUGUUCACUUUAAAAGGCUCUUUGGCAGAGACUAAAAACAGCCCUCUGGCUGUGAUUUACCGCUCCUGUGUUUCAUAAAUCACACACUCUUUCUGAAAGUGAACAGCAGUUUUUGAAGCAGCAGUAUUGUGCGUAUAGUUUUACAUUAAAAUAAACCAGAUUUGUGAUUUCUUUCCAAGUACGCCACAAACCGCUAACCCUUCCUGUUUUCCUCUCUUAAUUAUUUGCAGAUACAACCUAAAACCCAACGACCAGAUCCUGGCAGAAGACAAGCAUAAAGCACUGUACGUAUCUACAACAUUACAACAUCGUGUUUGCAGUUUAAAUCCAUGGUCAUACUACAUAACUACAAACAGUCUGCACAUGGAGAAAUGAAUACAUCUCAUUUUGUUCCUCUCUGCUCUGGAGUGGGCCAGUCAAAACAGGCGCACACCAGAAAUCAGCACCAUUGACCUCCGUUCCUUUAUAGACGGCCAAUAGCAGCACAGCAGAUCUAGCACAUAGAGCCAUUCUCAGCCAAUCAAAAACCAGGACACUUCACCUCCCAGUCCCUCUGAGACCAGAGCCAGAAAGCAAACAUUUCACAGCAGGAGAUAAGAAAGUCGUGUGUGACUGUGUAUGUGUAAGGCAGCUGAGUUUAGGAUGACAGCUGGUAUAAUCUUUAUUUCCAUUUUAUUAUGUGAUAAUGUGAAGUAUUUACAUGAACUUUCAGUAGGUUUGGGAGGGUUUGAUCAGCCUGAUUCUUUACGUUUAAAGAAAUAAAGAACUUUUAUGACACCAAAAGUCACAACAGCAUCUCUAAAAACGAAAUGAAAGAUUGAGACUUAGGAAUUAACCUGAAGAGUUUGCAUAGUUAUCUGAAGAUCGGCGUACUCUCACACUUCUCACACUUUGUUCCCUCUCGUGUUAAAGUCACUCAGGUCUUCGUUGUUUAAGCACCCAGUGGUCUGGUGCAGAUACACGGAGGAUAACCCAGGAAUGAUCAAAUUUAAGAGACAGAACAGAGACAGUAAACGACACUUUAAAGUCCUGUUUCUACAGUAGACCACAAGGUUUUUUCCCCGUCUCCCAGAUGUCUCCCCCUCAGCAACCUCUGUCUCCCUCUCAGGACCUUUAGCAGCAGUCGGCCUGUUAUACUUUCCAAGGAAAUAUUUGAACAUGCCGUCUCUGUCACUCACAUAAAACCGCACAAACACAUGUCUGAGCGAAGGAGGAUGCAAGUGCUAUAUUUAGAGUGUACAGCAUGGUAUAAUAGAGAUGCUAUGGCCUGAAGCAGAAUCUCAAAGCUCUGCAUCUGCCAUUGUGUUACAUAACACUUGUAAAUGGUUCGAAUAGAAAAAACAGUCACCAGUUUGCACGUGGUGUAUUUUUACCUGGGAGAAAUCUGGCUCCAGUAGAGUGUACAGUUCAAGACCAGAUGAGGUUAAAACACAGAUAAGGUCUUCUAGUCACCCGUUGGUGGAAAUGCUGACUUAACUCAAGGCUGUAAACAGGUUCAGUUUUGCUGCAGGCAUGUUACCUUGUUACCUAACUGAGAUACUUGACUUCUGCAGCCAGCCCCCAGUGAGGGGGCUGCGGCUUUGUUAAAAGCCAUUAACACUUACAACUCUGCUGCGAUCCCAUGUGACACCAUUAAUAUCGUUUACAGUUUCUCAAGAACUAUACCGCGUAUCUCUACGGGAUGAAAAGUGUUCAAAAGUUUACCCUUUUGGUGAUCUAUCGAGGGUUUCCAGACAUUUCUACACCUGCCACAAGGUUUACAAUCCAGCCACAGAAAUAGGUGUUUGAUCAGAGACGUUUGAUUGUAAAUCUGCAGUAAUAUACCGGUGAAAACAUGAUUAUUUAUCAGAUUGUUGUGAUUUAAAAAUAUCACUAUCGCUAAAUGCUGUUUUGAUGACGUCUUUUUCUGUCAAACUUUCGACCAAUUACAUGGUCUCAUAUUCUUCUUCUAUUGUUCCCUUGACGGAAGUGUCCAAUAAGAGACAAGAAGGUUCCCUGCUUGUCUGCAAAAUCAGAAAUAAUGGUCCUCAAUGUUUGGAAACAAGCAAAGAAGAGAUUCUGAGCAGUAUGAUGUGGUCCUCUGUCUCAUCACAGACAGGAACUGCUUCAAGGAGUCGCAUAAACAACUGUAAAUAUUAAAAAACACCUGGAAGAAUUAGUGUAAAUAUGUAAAUAGUUUCUGUUGUGUGUUUGUUCUAAUCCCAAUAUUCUUCUCCUGAUAGCCAAGAUUUGAGAGAAUGAUGUGCAGGUGAGAAAAGGCUUGGUCACUGUAGAUUUAUGUGUUUUUUGAGCAAAGUACUGUUGGGAUUAAUUUCCGUUUUUGCUUUUUGGUCGACUUUGAUGGUUCUGAAUCUUCUGUCACAUUCAUUUUACAUCAUUUUUGCACUAUAAACUGACAGCUGAGGUUGUCCUGAAAAAAAAAGUGUAUAUAUUUACUGUUUGAAAGGAUCUGCUUACUGCUUGAAAGGAUCGAGUUGAUGCAUACAUUUUACAAAAAAAACAGGCGGACCAAAAACAGCAAAAUAUAGCUGUGAGUUCUAAGGGUUAAACAAUGUUCAUUAUUAUACACACCAUCCAAAUAUCAAAAUGGUACAGACAGAGCUACAUCAAAAGAUGCUUAGAUCCCAAAAAUAAAGGAUACCGUUCGUCUGAAUUUAGCAGAAAUCAGAUGCAUGACUUUGGAUCUUCUGCUGGAAUUAUUAAUUGUUCUGGAUUUUCUUUGUCUGUUUGUGUUUGCAGGUUUGAAGAGAUGGUGAAGAAGUUCAAAGUUGAGUACCAUGCAGGAGGUGCCACACAAAACUCGAUAAAGGUUGCACAGGUCAGUCCUGCAAACAAAGUUUAAAAACCUCCUGCUUUUUCACCAACAUCAACAUCCCGUUUAGGUUUUUAAUUUACCUUUUAAGUGAGAAAAAUCGACUGAUCAGAACUUUUGUCUCUGUCUGUAGUGGAUGAUCCAAGAACCCCAUAACGUGGGCACCUUCUUUGGCUGCAUCGGGAAAGACAAGUUUGGAGAGAUCCUCAAGCAGAAGGCGAAGGAGGCCCACAUCGACGCCCACUACUACGAGCAAAACGAAGAACCUACAGGAACGUGUGCUGCAUGCAUCACAGGAGACAACAGGUGGAGACUUACUGUGAUAAAAAUGACUUCUUUAUAUAUUAUUUGUCUACAAUUCCUAAUCUUCUUUUGUUUUUCUUGCCUUCUCCUCUCAGGUCUUUGGUCGCCAACCUCGCUGCUGCUAACUGUUAUAAGAAGGAGAAGCAUCUAGACCUGGAAGAAAACUGGGAGCUGGUGAAAAAAGCGAAAGUCUACUACAUUGCUGUAAGAAGAAAUCUUAAAAUAACAAAAUGAUUCAUCAAGAUAUAAAAAGCAGAUCCGUUUUGACCCAGUAUCACCGUUUUCUUCCAGGGCUUCUUCCUCACCGUCUCGCUGGAGUCCAUCCUGAAAGUGGCGAAGCAUGCGUCUGAAAAUAACAAGCUGUUCUGUCUGAACCUUUCUGCACCGUUCAUCUGCCAGUUCUUCAAGGAUAACCUCAUGCAGGUUAUGCCCUAUGUGGAUGUGCUGUUCGGCAAUGAGACGGUGAGCCAGACUCUGACAUUUCAUCCCUCAGAUACCCAACAUCACGUCUGCAGAGACUUCCAUUAGAUGUGGAUUAUGAUCUCAUGUUUGUGUGUAAAACAAGGUUGUCGGUUUUUGUCCUUUAGGAGGCAGGAGCAUUCGCUAAAGAGCAAGACUUUGAGGUAAACAGAAUGAGAUUCAUUUAUAAACUUCACAUUAGUGUUGCGUUUAAUUUUGUGCUCUAUUAACGGUUUGUUUUUUAUUGUGUGGUUUUUUGCCGUAGACCGAGGAUGUCAAGGAAAUUGCCAAGAAAGCCCAGGCUUUGCCCAAAGUCAACACAAAGAGGCAGAGGAUUGUGGUAUUGACUCAGGGGAAGGAUGAAACUGUCAUGGCCCAAAGUAAGCUUUCUUUCAUUUCAUUAAGUCUGUUUGGAUUUGUGUGUCUCAUGACCUCUGACAAAUGUCUGUAUCCCUUUCAUGUUCAGGUGACAAGGUCCUGACAUUCCCUGUACUCAAGGUAGAGCCCAAGGACAUCGUUGACACAAACGGUGCAGGCGAUGCCUUCGUGGGAGGUAAGAGUUUUCAGUGUUGACAUUUCUGCGUGGGUGAUAUGGUAUAAAAUCCACAGAAACUCCAAAGAUUUCUCCCUCCGGUGCAGGUUUCCUGUCAGAGCUGGUCCAGGACAAACCUCUGGAUCAGUGUGUAAAGGCGGCACACUACUCUGCAAACGUCAUCAUCAGAAGAGCGGGCUGCACCUUUCCUGAAAAACCCGAUUUCAAAUGAGUACUCUGGGACAUUUUUUUCCUGAAGUCUGAAACCUCAAACUCACCCUGCCCUAAAUAACUGACCCAGUAUUUCCACGAUUUCAACAUUUUCAAAGCCCCCCUUUUUUGUCCCAAUCAGUCAACCAUCCGUGCAAUUCACCAAAACUUUUCACCAAUUAUUGGCCGGCACCUCCUGACAUGUGUGUCUGUCUCCAUGUUAUCCACUUGGGGUCGCCAGAGGACCACGCAGAGCCCUGGGAGACUUUAAUGAGCAUAAAAGAAUAAUGAGAGCAACACAGGAUUUAAUUAUUAUGUUUAACGUGAAGGAUUAAAACGGAAAAUCUUGUUUUUUUUUUUAUGGAUUGAUUUCAAAAACAUUGUGGCUCUGGCACUGCCAGCGUUAAGGUGCAACUUUUUUAAAACUUUGCUGCAAGCUGUUGGCGUCUUAACCAGUCUUUAAAUCCUACAAUGGCAGGACACAUAAUAAACAAAGGAAUAAUAAAAAAAAAAACAGUGUUACAAAAGGAAACUGCAUCUAAACGGGCAGUAGGGAUUUAUUUUAAAAUCAUUUUUUCGUUUAUGUCUUUUUGUUGUUUUGAUUUUAACAGGCCAGUUAUGAAACCAAAUGUUUUCAUUGAGCGCUCACUUUUUAAUGUGUCAUAAUUUCUGCCCACCAGCUCCUGAGAUCUCUUUAAUGUGCUGUGUUGGAUGUUUCCUUUUAGAGUCUCUUUUGUUUGCUCUUUCCUCUCAUUGUAGUUUCUUUUAUCAUGAGUGCCUUUUUUUCCCGUCAGACCAUUGCGGGCCACUGGUAGCUUAUAGGGAGAUAAAAUAUACGCACAACUCUAAAUGCAUGUAAGCUAGCUGUUGUUGCAGCUGACCUUAGAGGUGGCUAUUUUCACCUACAGUUGUGGCUGAUCUCUAAGUGAGUUGUUGUCUUGGAAUAACUUGUGAUAUUGAACCUAACUUUAAGACAGUCCGUCCCUCCUAAUCAAACAUAAAACUGAUUUUCUGUCAAAUAUUAAUAAAGCACAUUAAAAAAACAAUCCAAGGCCACACUAGUGAGAUAUGGGGCCAAACAUUUCAAAUCAUCACGAUUUAACUGAGUUAAUGUUAGACUUUAUUCUGAGCAAAUUUGAAUACUUGAAUACAAGUGGAAACUGUACAACUCUAACCAUCCAUGAUAAUGAUUGACAUUUUGUGUUGAAAUUUGUUGGUACGUCUAUUAGUGUCAAAUUUAUGUUCGUUCCUCUGUUACGUGUUCAGAUACACCAAAAAGCCUUAUGUGACUCAAAUUGAAGGCCCAGCGGCACCCAGGAUGCCCAUCUCUGUGCUGGACUGCAUUCACAAAUAAAACUUACAGGGAAAAUUGUU